AUGAAGAAAAGGAAGGAGUUGAACGCGUUAAUUGGACUUGGGGAGAGCAAGAGGAAGAAAACCAAAAAGGGCACAGGACACCGACUCCUCCGAACCGAGCCUCCGGGAUCACAGUCCGAAUCCAGCUCUGAAGACGACGAGUUCAACCACAUGAACGGAGCUGCCAGCUUCAGCACGAGAAGCUAUGCGCAGUGCUGCAACGUGUGCUACCCCCUGUUUCUCUUCAUCAUCCUCGCUGCUUGUGUCAUGGCCUGUGCUGGGCUCAUAUGGAUGCAGAUUGCACUGAAAGAGGACCUAGACACGCUCAAAGAAAAGCUCCACAACAUGGAAUCCAGCCAAAAGGUGUCUUCGAGUGAAAUUCCCAAACUAAAUGAGGACCUGAAAAACAAACAGAGAGAGCUGGAUGAGAUUGAAAAAGGAGACAAGGGCCUUGGCAAGCUCUGGUCUAACAUUACAGAAAUCAACAGGAAGAUCAGUUUACUGGAUUCUGCCGUCAAUCAUUUGAAAGCUAACCUCAAAUCUGCAGCAGACCUCAUCAGUCUUCCCACAACAGUAGAAGAGCUUCAGAAGAGUGUGGCCACCAUCGGGAGCACCCUCACCAGUGUCCAACAUGAUGUGAAGACCAUGCAAGAUGCCCUUGAAUCUGAAAAAAAAGCAGAUGACGAGAUGAAGAAAACUAUGGAUCUAACAGAUUUAAAGAAGAGUCUAAGUGGCGUGAACAAGACAGAGGAGCUGCACCACACAUGGACUGAUGAACAAAUCCACCUGCUGCUUUCAACAGUGGCAGAUCUUUCCCACAGACUGUCUUCAGUGGAAAACCGGUCCGACUCCAACCAUACACCAAAGCCGGCUGACACGCCUUCAGUCAUCACUCAAACUCCAGACAAGUUGAAUGAUCCCACAACAACCAAAGCAACUCUUCAAGAUGUCAAUAUGCAGGUGGUGCCAACAGAGCAGCAGACAAGCAGGCAUCCUCGCUCCCUCACGCCAAAGCGCUCCAGGAGAGAUGCUCGGAGAGACGCUCGGAGAGAAUGCCUCAAGUGGGUGUCACUGCCUGGUGUCAUUACUUUAAAUGACCUUGAGAAAGUCUUCCAGCACGCAGGGAUGCAGUCCGGUUCGCUCUCCUACCAGGACCUGAAGCAUAUAUUUGGACUUCAUAUUCCCAGUGCUCGACUAAUGUCUUGUUUUGACGUGGACAGAGACUACAGGUACUCUCUGCUGGAACUGAAGACCGCCCUGGGUCUGUGA
This is a messenger RNA of Knipowitschia caucasica, 1248 nucleotides long. NCBI's taxonomy places the organism in Eukaryota, Metazoa, Chordata, Actinopteri, Gobiiformes, Gobiidae. The record is from the annotation of a GenBank genome assembly.